This is a messenger RNA of Mercenaria mercenaria, 3174 nucleotides long. Its product is annotated as cleavage and polyadenylation specificity factor subunit 2-like. Gene Ontology annotation, cellular component: mRNA cleavage and polyadenylation specificity factor complex. Gene Ontology annotation, biological process: mRNA 3'-end processing by stem-loop binding and cleavage. The coding region runs from base 178 to 2232 and encodes 684 amino acids. NCBI's taxonomy places the organism in Eukaryota, Metazoa, Mollusca, Bivalvia, Venerida, Veneridae. The record is from RefSeq and is a predicted model, not a curated record. The transcript has 19 exons. Gene Ontology annotation, molecular function: RNA binding.
GACGUUUGAAAUCAUGGCUGCCCCCAUGGCGAGAGUUUCUCUGUAAUAAAUGCAGUGCACAUACUUUACAUGCAGUUAAAAUUUAAAAGAAUUAAAAUUUACAGAUUCACGUUUGUGUCACUGAUGUAAAUUUUUGUUUUACUGCCGAUGAAACAGUAAUUGUAAAUUCCUCUCAAUAUGACAUCUAUCAUCAAAUUACAACCGUUGUCUGGUGCCCAGGAUGAAGGACCACCAUGCUAUCUACUACAGGUCGAUGAGUUUAGAUUUCUACUUGACUGUGGGUGGGAUGAAGAUUUCAGUCUACCAGUUAUCAAAGAAAUUAAAAGGAACCUCCAUAAAGUAGAUGCGGUGUUAUUGACAUACCCAGAUCAGUUACAUCUUGGAGCGUUGCCAUAUCUGGUGGGAAAAUGUGGCUUGAGCUGUCCUGUUUACGCCACUGUCCCUGUAUACAAGAUGGGACAGAUGUUCAUGUAUGAUUUAUAUCAGUCUCGAAACAACAGCGAGGAUUUUGAAUUAUUCACUUUGGACGACGUUGAUGUGGCAUUUGACAAGAUUAUACAGCUCAAGUACUCCCAGACAAUUAGUCUUACAGGUAAAGGUCAUGGAUUACAGAUUACUCCAUUACCAGCAGGACAUAUGAUUGGUGGAACUAUCUGGAAAAUUCUGAAAGAAGGAGAGGAGGAGAUUGUAUAUGCAGUUGAUUAUAACCAUAAAAAAGAAAGACAUUUGAAUGGGUGUAUUUUGGAAGGAAAGUACUUUUCCCGACCCCAUCUGAUGAUAACAGAUGCAUUUAAUGCAAACUACAACCAGUCUAGGCGGCGAGUCAGAGAUGAGCAGCUUAUGACCACAAUAUUGCUGACAAUGAGACGCGAUGGUAAUGUGAUGAUUGCAGUGGAUACAGCAGGCAGAAUGUUGGAACUGGCUCAACUUCUGGAUCAGAUGUGGCGAAGUACGGAGUCUGGCUUGACAACCUAUUCUCUGGCGUUGUUGAACAAUGUUAGCUUUAAUGUUGUGGAGUUUGCAAAGUCUCAGGUUGAAUGGAUGAGUGACAAGAUAAUGCGAGCGUUUGAGGACCACAGAAGUAACCCCUACCACUUCAAACACAUGAAACUGUGCCAUAACCUCUCCGAACUGGGCAAGAUUCCUGAGCCUAAGGUUGUGUUAUGCAGUGAGCCAGACUUGCAGAGUGGUUUCUCUAGAGAUUUGUUUGUGGCGUGGUGUGGCAACCCGAAAAACAGUAUCAUCCUAACAAAUAGAACAUCACCCAAGACACUGGCACGAUGGCUCAUAGACAACACAGACAAGGAGACAGUUACCAUGGAGGUACGUCGGAGGAUACGUCUAGAGGGAGUGGAGUUAGAGGAGUAUCUAAAGAAGAAACAGGAAAAAGACCAACAAGAGAAAAACAAGAAGGCUGUCGAUAGAAAGGCCUACUAUGUCACCUUGUGUAAGUUUUUGAGUUUCACAGAGAAGUUGGUUGCUGAGUCUGACCAAUUACAAGAUGUGUCAGAAGUGCCGACAAAAUGUAUCGCUGUGACAGUAACACUAGAUAUCAAUGCUAGUAUACAGUAUAUUGACUUUGAAGGACGGACAGAUGGAGAAUCCAUGAGGAAAAUAUUAAACCAGAUCAAGCCAAGGCAGCUGAUUUUAGUUCAUGGUUCAGAGGAGGCAACCCAGUCUCUGGCCGAGUAUUGCCGCAACACCCCUGGUAUGAUACAAGGAAAUGUGUUCACACCAAAUGUCGGUGAAACUGUUGAUGCAACAACUGAGAGCCAUAUCUUCCAGGUCAAGUUGAAAGAUUAUGUUGUCACAGCGCUAGAAUUUUCCAAGGCAAAGGAUGCAGAACUUGCCUGGAUAGAUGGUUGUGUUGAUACAACUAUCUCUAAAGAUGACGUUGAUGUUGAUAUGGAUGAUGAGGAGGAUGAUAUAGAUUCAGAUAAAGUGUUAAAGCCCAAGCAAGGUAUGGAAAAUGUCCCAAGUUUAGAAGCAUUACAGUCAAAUCAGGUACCAGGACAUAUGGCUGUUUACAUCAAUGAACCCAAACUGAGUGACUUCAAAAUGGUUCUUCUCCAAGAAAACAUUCAAGCCGAGUUUAGUGCAGGUGCACUUGUCUGUAAUGAUACUAUAGCUGUAAGAAGGAAUGAGGCAGGACGCAUGCAGUUAGAAGGCGCAAUCUCAAAGGAUUACUUUAAAGUUCGAGACUUACUUUACAGUCAGUACGCUAUUGUAUGACACUACAAAGACAUCAGCUGAAUUUAAAUCGGCAUCUUCUGACAUCUUACAUAUACCAUCUGUCAUCACAGUAUCAUGUGUCAUCUCAGAAACAACACCUGUGUUCAUGUUUAUUUAUGUUUCAGCUUCAGUCAUAUCAGCUGUUACCAGUUUUGGCAGAUCCUUCACGCAAUAACAGUGUCUGCUGGUUAUUGUAAAGGCAUUUGAAUAAAUGAAAGAUAAUGUCUGUGUAUAUUACAUUGCAUUCCCACUUAUAAAUAUUUUGAAAAAAUAUCACAUCACGAUUCUAUAAAAGCAUGUCAGCAGAACAGCAUCAUCAUAAACAAUGAAACUCUCUAAACUUGUGUGAAAACAAUGAAACUCUCUAAACUUGUGUGAAAACAAUGAAACUCUCUAAACUUGUGUGACCAUUUCAUUGAUCAGACUGGAAAAAUUAGGUCGGGAUUAUAUAUAUAUAUUUAUUACUUGAAUGUAUUGUAGUAAUUAGCUAAUUCUGUAGGACUUGGAUGUAUUGUUAAACACUUUGACCUACUUUUAAAUAUGUAAUGAAAGAGAAACAUAUUACUGUGAAAUCAUUGAUAAUCUCAAACAUAUAGCAAGAAACAAGAAACCUGUUUUCCAAUGGUUUCUUUAACCACUCAAAAACUGAUGUUGUUUUUUUUUGUUCUAAACUUUUCUCAGAUGAUUACUAAGAUGAAAGUGAUCCUUUACUUGCUGUUUUGACACAUCUCCAGGCAAAAAGAAAAUCAAAAUAGAAACAUCACACAUUAAUUGAAAGUUUACUGCUGACAUUAUUCAAAUCACAUAGCCUGGACUACCAAUUAUAUAAAAUGUCAAUAAUUGAUGGCUUUUUCCACGAACUUUGUCAACAAUAUUAAAUUAUUGCUGUAUAAAUCUUGGAUAUGUUUUCAGCCUGAUAAUAAAUGGAUUGCAAAAACAUUA